Metschnikowia bicuspidata var. bicuspidata NRRL YB-4993 is the source of this 1191-nucleotide messenger RNA. Its product is annotated as S-adenosylmethionine-dependent methyltransferase. Gene Ontology annotation, molecular function: S-adenosylmethionine-dependent methyltransferase activity. The transcript has a single exon. The record is from RefSeq and is a predicted model, not a curated record. Bases 1 to 1191 code for a protein of 396 amino acids. Lineage: Eukaryota; Fungi; Ascomycota; Pichiomycetes; Serinales; Metschnikowiaceae.
AUGGAUGAAGAGUACAGGGCCAUUACCGCCACGCUCAACGCAUUCUACACCUUCCACAAACACCAGUAUGAGCGCGUGGUGAAGCCCAAAUCCAUCAAGUACAAGUCGCUAUCUGAAGAAGAUCAACGCCUUUUGCCUUGGGUUCCGAACUUGAUUCGUGACCUUACCGAGUGCAUCAACAUCAACCAAGCUUUCACACAAGACUUGGCAGACACGGCCGCAAAGGACUGGGGAAUUCCUGCGGUGCCCUCGGAAUGGGCCCAGCCUUCAUUGGGAGAGUACGAUAAAGUACGGUCCACGCUUCUCCAAGUAGCCCGCGAAUGGAGCUGCGAUGGCGCCGAGGAAAGAGAACAGACCUAUGGCAGGCUUCUUGCAAAAGCAUGUGACCUUGUUCCCGAACAGCACCGCGGUUCCACAAAAGUAUUGGUGCCUGGAUGUGGCCUAGGCAGGCUCGUCUACGAAUUUGUCAAGCACGGCUUCUGGACACAGGGCAACGAGGUCAGCUAUCACAUGCUCCUAGCGCUGGGGUUUCUCCUCAACAGGGUACAGAUGGCACAUUGCCACACGAUCUUCCCAUACAUCCACAAGCUGUCUCACACCACACGCAGACUUUACCAAGUGCGCCCAGUGUCGGUGCCUGACGAAAACCCGCUCUCGAUAUUUGGUGAAACGCAGCUGGAAAUCGACAGGGUGCUGGACCUCAUGUCAAUGGCUGCCGGGUCCUUCGUUGACUUGUACGGGCCGGCUGGGCUAGCAGAGGGCGGCUUGUAUAGCCAGGACGCGUCGGCAGUUGAGUUUCGGGGCCAGAACCAUGAGAUGUUUGACAUUGUUGCCACGUGCUUUUUCGUCGACACGGCGCACAACGUGAUCGAUUACUUGAAGAGCAUACGCCACUGCUUGAAGCCGGGCGGCAGGUGGCUCAACAUAGGACCCCUCCAUUGGCAUUUUGAGGGCGACCUGACGCUGCUGGUCGAGACAAAAUCCUCGCAACCAAACGACAAUCCUGCUUCUGAUCAACCGACGAUGGAGGGCCUCGAACUAACACGAGACGAGCUACUUGAAUUGAUUGAAAAGGUGGGGUUUAAAAUUACCGAACACAGGGCGGGAAUCCAGGCCACAUACAGCAGCGACGUACGUGCCUCGUCGAAAUUCGUCUACGGAUGCGAUUUCUGGGUGGCAGAGAAACUCUAG